GCUCGUCGGAGGCUCACCGAAUCAAGGCCGCCGGCCGGCUUGGCGAAAGGGCGGCCGCCGCAAACCACCGAAGCCCCAGGAACCGACCGAAGACCCUGAGUCCCGAUGAUCCUGCAGCCGCCCCUGGAGCGAGGCCCGCCGGAUCGGGCCCAGCGCGACCCGCGGGCCGCCUCGGGGCCGCCCCGAGGCCUGGACGCUAGCUCUCCUCCCCGAGGAGCUGUGCCCAUGAGCACCAAGCGGCGCCUGGAGGAGGAGCAGGAACCCCUUCGAAAGCAGUUCCUGUCCGAGGAGAACAUGGCCAGCCACUUCUCGCGCCUCAGCCUGCACAAUGACCACCCGUACUGCAGCCCCCCUGUGGCUUUCCCCUCAGCUCUGCCUCCACUCAGAAGCCCUUGCUCUGAGCUGCUUCUCUGGCGCUACCCUGGGAACCUGAUCCCUGAGGCUCUCCGGCUGCUGAGACUGGGGGACACCCCCGAGCCCCACUAUCAUGCAACACUAGCUGGGGACAUAAUGGAGCUCUGAGGGCUGGCAGCACCCCCUGCCUGCCUACCUUCCCCUUGACGGAGACCAGCACCCUCAUGAAGGACCAACUGCCCUGCUUAGCCCAUUCCGGCCUCUGGGCACCAGGACCCUCCCCAGUAGAGGACUUGGAGCCCAGCCAGAAGGUGCCCUGGGUGGGAGGGGAGGCGCCCCCACCAGAACUGAAUAAAGGUUGCUGAGCUUUA
Molecule: messenger RNA, 725 nt
Organism: Condylura cristata (star-nosed mole)
Lineage: Eukaryota; Metazoa; Chordata; Mammalia; Eulipotyphla; Talpidae
Gene: HCFC1R1
Product: host cell factor C1 regulator 1 (XPO1 dependent)
Exons: 5
Coding region: 106-522 (138 amino acids)
Source: RefSeq, a predicted model, not a curated record